This is a messenger RNA of Lampris incognitus (smalleye Pacific opah), 1255 nucleotides long. It is a transcript of the gene tcf21, whose product is annotated as transcription factor 21. The transcript is spliced from 2 exons. Gene Ontology annotation, biological process: developmental process; regulation of transcription by RNA polymerase II. The record is from RefSeq and is a predicted model, not a curated record. The coding region runs from base 342 to 917 and encodes 191 amino acids. NCBI's taxonomy places the organism in Eukaryota, Metazoa, Chordata, Actinopteri, Lampriformes, Lampridae. Gene Ontology annotation, molecular function: RNA polymerase II transcription regulatory region sequence-specific DNA binding; protein dimerization activity; DNA-binding transcription factor activity, RNA polymerase II-specific.
UCGAGCCAAACAGAUUGUGCAGAUAGGGCCAUGUAUUGUGACUUAAAUCCUUAAAACCGAUGUGCCUGUUUCCUGUAAUUCAUAAGUGGAUAGCGGACAAAAAAAGUUGGCUCAUCAUCACUUGGUCUCCUCCCAGCUCGGGGUAACGCCUCCUGUCAUGAAGAUAAAAAGUCAGCUCCGUGUCGGCGGUGGGUGCCUCCACUUAACCAGUACAUUUCCUUCAGGCGUCUUCAGCACCAAAAAGCACCAACGCUCACUUGUCCAUCAUCCGGGUCUGUCUAACGAGUCAACUCAGUUGCGCCCAUGUUUUGAAAAACCACUCCGGUCCGAGGCUCUCGACCAUGUCCACCGGAUCUCUCAGCGACGUCGACGACGAGCUGCUGGACGGCAUCUUCAAGUUCGGCUCCUCCAGCAAGGACUCCGGCACCUCCAACGAGAGCGCCGAGGAGGGCUCCGCCGGCGAGCGGGGGGACGUCGUCGUCGUCCCGGGGAGGAAGCGAGGGGGUGUGGACGUUGUCCCGGGGAGGAAGCGGGGGGGUGGAGACGGAGUCCCGGGGAGGAAGAGGAAGUCUUGCGCGUCGCCCGGCGGCGGGGUGCGCGAGGGCAAGCAGGUGCAGCGCAACGCGGCCAACGCGCGGGAGAGGGCGCGGAUGCGCGUGCUGUCCAGGGCGUUCUCGCGGCUGAAGGGCACGCUGCCGUGGGUUCCGGCGGACACUAAGCUGUCCAAACUGGACACGCUGCGCCUGGCGUCCAGCUACAUAGCGCACCUCCGCCAGGUCCUGGCCAACGACGAGUACGACCACGGAUAUAUUCACCCCGUCAACCUGACGUGGCCUUUCAUGGUUGCCGGUAAACCGGAGAACGAUUUGAAGGAGAUGCUGAACGCCACAAGGUUGUGUGGAACGACGGCCUCUUAAUGCGUCCACACGGCAGGGCACCGAGGGGGUGUUGGUCUCGCAGUGAAAGAGCGCGCUCGUUUCUGCAGGAUCGGAACGCGUGUUUCAUCUCCACAGACUCCGAGUGGGAAUAACCGAGGGAGUGCCCUCAUGCGUUCCCGUAAAGACAAGCCGAAAAUUUAUUUAAGUGUCUUGUGUCAUUUGUUAUCUUUGCUGGUUCAAAGAUAAACUGCCUGCUCUUAUGUUUUUUUGGUACUCUGCAGAUUUUCUAUAAACAUCUUUUUUUCUUCCUAUAAACUCGAAUUGACCUGUUUUGGGGAGAUUGCGCAUUGUGACAUUGGAAUUGCACAUGAGAUAUU